CUCGGCCUGAUUACAACACCUCAGGCCUCAGUAUUUAAGUCUCCUUCUUGGAGUUGGAUUUAUCGUUAUUCUAUAAUCUUACAUCGUAUACCACUCAUUGUUACUUCAAUUCUCCAAGAUGUCAUCUACCGUUGGUCAACCCAAGACCAAGCUUAACAUCGUCAUGGGCGCUGCAACCUUCGGCGAAGAAGGUCGACCAGCAGUACGGAUACAUGACUUGGACGAGAUUGAAGCUCUUUUAGAUAUAUUCCGAUUGCAUGGACAUACUGAUGUCGAUACUGCUUAUUUUUACACUGGGGGGACCAGUGAAGUUGUCCUGGGAAAAAUAGACUGGAAGUCUAAGGGUCUCAAGUUAGAAACCAAGCUUCCUGCAAUAUUCAAUGAAGAACAGAAAACCGUGCACGGAACUGAAGAAAGCGUGUCACACACAUAUGAGGAUAUUAAAUCUCACCUUCUUAAAUCUCUCAAAGCCCUUGAUUCCGAGCAGUUGGAGAUUUUCUACUUGCACACUCCCGAUCGUUCGACACCUUACGAGGUGACCAUGAAAGCGAUAGAUGCUCUCCACCGCGAAGGAUACUUCAGAAGGUUUGGCAUCAGUAAUUAUACCUCUUGGGAAGUAGCCGAACUAGUGGGAAUUUGUAAAGCGAAUGGUUAUGUCGUCCCGUCCGUAUACCAAGGACUGUACAAUGCGGUUCAUCGCGCCGUUGAGCCAGAGCUCAUUCCUUGUCUUCGAAAAUUUGGAAUAAGCUUCUACGCUUUCAAUCCUUUGGGAGGAGGAUUCUUUACUGGGAGAUAUAGCUCUUCUGAAGAUGAUGUUGGCGAAGGGACACGCUUUGAUCCCAGUGCAGUACAAGGCAAGCUUUACAGGAAUAGGUAUUGGAACGAACAUUACUUUGAAGCAACUUCGGCUAUUCGCGCAAUUGCUGAUGCACACGAGCUUUCCAUGGCGGAAGUUGCUUUACGUUGGUUGUGCCAUCAUAGUGUCCUGAAGCGCGAUUUUGGUGAUUCAGUUCUCAUUGGGGCUUCGAGUCUGAAACACGUCAAGCAGAAUCUUGUCGAUCUUGAGAAGGGCCCUCUCCCGGAGAACGUCAUCGAGGCUCUUGACAAAGGUUGGGAAACCGUCAAGCCGUAUGCGUCAAGUUAUUAUCAUUGAUCAGCUGAAUAAUGGAAAAGUCGAGGAAAAUACUAUAAACUUUGGACGCAUUCUGUCCAAGAAGAUGUUACGGAGUGGUCUGAUAGUUACGAACAUGUAUGUAGGAUAGGGGUUUGACAUAUUUAUACAUAGUUGGUGGGAAAGCUCACGGCACA
Molecule: messenger RNA, 1308 nt
Organism: Lentinula edodes (shiitake mushroom)
Lineage: Eukaryota; Fungi; Basidiomycota; Agaricomycetes; Agaricales; Omphalotaceae
Product: Aldo/keto reductase
Exons: 12
Coding region: 119-1153 (344 amino acids)
Molecular function (GO): oxidoreductase activity
Source: RefSeq, a predicted model, not a curated record